Messenger RNA from Aspergillus welwitschiae, 1104 nucleotides. RefSeq names its product FMN-dependent alpha-hydroxy acid dehydrogenase. Bases 1 to 1104 code for a protein of 367 amino acids. NCBI's taxonomy places the organism in Eukaryota, Fungi, Ascomycota, Eurotiomycetes, Eurotiales, Aspergillaceae. Gene Ontology annotation, molecular function: FMN binding; oxidoreductase activity. The record is from RefSeq and is a predicted model, not a curated record. The transcript has 5 exons.
AUGUCGGAGAACUACGGCGACUAUCAAACUGACAUCUAUGGCCGAGGAGCAUUGACAGGCGUCCUGCCUAAUGUCACUACCGACCCUCGCUUACUUGAAAAACAGGCAAAGAAGGCCUUGGGCGCUCGUAGCUUCAACUAUGUGGCUGGCGGUGCUGGAGAGAAGGCUACAAUGGAUAGCAAUCGACUGGCUUUUCGACAAUGGAAGCUAAUGAAUGAUCAGAACCUCGCGGUAAACCUUUUCGGCCAGCACUAUCCAACCCCUCUUCUCAUGGCGCCGGUCGGCGUCCAGUCUAUAUUUCAUGAUGAUAAGGAGUCUGGCCUUGCAGAAGCUUGCGGGAAUGUCGGGAUCCCGUAUAUCCUGAGCACCGCGAGUAGCAGCUCGAUUGAGGAGGUUGCACAGGCAAAUGGAGACGGUAAAAGAUGUUCCCUAGACACUUGGUCGCUCGCUUGGCGACCAGCGGACCUGGACAAUGCCUACGUUCCGUUCAUACGGGGCGUCGGCAACACACUCGGUUUCACGGAUCCCGUGUUCCGUUCGAAAUUUGAGAAGGAAUCCGGUUCGACAGUAGAAGAGGACAUCGUGGGGGCAUCCAAGGCAUGGAUUUCCCAGGUAUUCUAUGGUCAGCCACAUGCGUGGGAGCAAAUUGCAUUUUUGCGAAAGAAUUGGGAUGGUCCACUUGUGCUCAAGGGCAUUCAGCAUGUAGAUGAUGCGAAGCUUGCCCUUGAGGCCGGAUGUGACGGUAUUGUCGUUUCAAACCAUGGAGGUCGACAGGUUGAUGGUGCGAUCGGCUCCCUCGAAGUUCUCCCUGAGAUAGUUGAUGCUGUUGGUGGCAAGAUGACAGUCCUGUUUGAUUCAGGGGUUCGCACUGGAGCAGAUAUCAUCAAAGCGCUUUGUCUGGGAGCGGAUGCUGUCUUGGUUGGUAGGCCCGUGAUCUAUGGGUUGGCAAUCGAUGGAAAAAAUGGGGCUGAAGCCGUGAUGAAGGGACUUUUGGCGGAUCUCUGGCAGACUAUGAGUCUGUCAGGGAUACGUACCGUGGCCGAGUGCACCCGCGACAAGAUCAGAAAAGUUGUGUACCCUGGAGAUGGGAAGGCAAUGUUGUGA